UUUGAGAAAGGCUCAUCUUUUGUUUAACAUGAAGCUUAUAUGGAGCACCUUGCUUGCAUUGACCAUUGGAAGAGUGAAGAUGUUGGAAGGUCUGAAUGUCACAUCCCCACAUUGUGUAUUUCCAUUCAAGUAUCUCCAGCGCUUAUAUUACUCUUGCAUACCCAACAGUCGGAUGGAUCAUGCCUAUUGGUGUUCUAAGACUUUGGACUAUGACCUGGAUUUAAAGUGGGAGUUUUGCACCACUUUGGGUGCUGAAGAAAAACCCUUAAUUGCACAGUGUACUUUCCCUUUCAUUUUUGCUAACAAUCACUUCACCUCCUGCACCAAAGAGGGAAGAUCUGAUAACCAAUUGUGGUGCUCAACAACACGAAACUAUAAUAAGGAUGGACAUUGGAUCUUUUGUAAUACACCAGUCACUACCUACACAAGCAAAUUCAAUCUCUCUCUUGUGGUGAUCCUGUGCCUUUCAUUUGCCUUACUGUGUGUCUGCAUUGUUGGAUGCUGCACGAAGUUCCAGUGGAUAGGUGUUAAGAAUCGUCUUUGGUGGUCUUCAAGAAGAGGUGUUUUUGACAAUGGCAAAAGCCCAGAUGGAGGUAAUUCACCUGACUCUUUGUAUGAAAAUAUAGAAGGCAAAAAAUCUAAAACCUUCCUACCAUCUGAAAGGUCCUGGUCAUCUUCCAGUGUUUUCUAUGUUGCAUGAAAAGUGGACUGCUUCAUCUCUCAAAAAGUGGGCGUGAUUCUUCCUUUAAUUUUGUUUAAGAAGUAUUGCAGGCCUGGCAUACUAUGCUUCAUCUUUUUUUUUUUUCUUUUUUUAAAGAUUUAUGUUACC
Messenger RNA from Hyla sarda, 829 nucleotides. RefSeq names its product 72 kDa type IV collagenase-like. NCBI's taxonomy places the organism in Eukaryota, Metazoa, Chordata, Amphibia, Anura, Hylidae. Bases 29 to 700 code for a protein of 223 amino acids. Gene Ontology annotation, molecular function: heparin binding. The record is from RefSeq and is a predicted model, not a curated record. Gene Ontology annotation, cellular component: cell surface. The transcript has 8 exons.